Blumeria graminis f. sp. triticale is the source of this 543-nucleotide messenger RNA. Lineage: Eukaryota; Fungi; Ascomycota; Leotiomycetes; Helotiales; Erysiphaceae. The record is from the annotation of a GenBank genome assembly.
AUGAAUGAUUUCAAGAUUGGAAGGCGGAGACGUUCUAGUAGCCUUUUGUACCAUGAACCACCAGAGACGAUAGAGCAUAUGAGCGACCAGGCGGCCCUUCCAAAUCUCAACGCGAAUUGGGUUAAUGCUAAAGGUGCAUGGACAAUACAUCUAGUUCUAAUAAUAUGUCUCAAAAUACUUUUCGAUAUCAUACCUGGUGUUUCUCAAGAAACCUCAUGGACACUGACAAAUAUAUCUUACAUGUUUGGCUCAUUUCUCAUGUUCCAUUGGGUUCGAGGCGUUCCAUUUGAAUUUAACGCAGGAGCAUAUGAUAACUUGAACAUGUGGGAGCAAAUUGAUAAUGGAGCACAAUAUACUCCCGCGAAAAAGUUCUUACUUAGUGUACCUAUACUACUGUUUUUACUAAGUACACAUUAUACACAUUACGAUUUGACUUAUUUUACUAUCAACUUUUUGGCAGUGCUAGGGGUGGUAAUACCUAAACUUCCAUAUAGCCAUCGAACGCGAGUUGGUUUCUUUUCUGGUGGUCCAGAAAAUAGAUAG